Molecule: messenger RNA, 1652 nt
Organism: Rubroshorea leprosula
Lineage: Eukaryota; Viridiplantae; Streptophyta; Magnoliopsida; Malvales; Dipterocarpaceae
Source: the annotation of a GenBank genome assembly
ACUCUGAAUUCAAAACAAAAGCGCUUUUGUCUGGAAGCUAUUUGGUUGUUGGAUUGGAGAGCAAGUUGAUAUCCUGAAGUUGCGAGAUUUUAUUUAAAGUGGACCAACGGAAAUUCAGAAAAAAUUGAUUACUUCAGAACUUGAGAAGAAAGGAAGAAAUUACCUGGUGAUGCAAGUAUGGGGCUGGCGAAGGAAAACUUAAGGGAGGAUGAGGUUAUGGUGGCGAAUCCAGAUUUCGAUGGCUGAACGAGUUAGCUCAGCGGUUGAAGAGGCUAACUCGUUCAGGGAAGAGUGCCAACGAGUUGUGUGCUUAGUGGGUGUGGGUAGGUUGAAGCGGAUGCUUCAGCAUCUGAUCGAUUACAUCGCCGCUGCUCAUACCCUAUACGACCGGCUGAUUGUCUGCGUAGUCGCUGAAGUCUCCAAAAACCUCGAGCGAGCACUGACCCUGAUCCGGAUGUGCAAGCGAUGGACCCUACUUUGCCCGUUCGUCAUCGACAACUUUACAACGGAGUUUUCCAGAAUAUUCACUCUUCUGGAAUCUUCAAUUGCUAAUUUGGAUUGGUUGCUCGGCCUCUUCGACCCAUACAUCGGCUGCGCUACCGGCGAUUGGAAUCUAUCCUUAUCCUUGCCUCCAAUCGAAUCCAUGAUCCGUAAACGAGAGGAACAAGAGAAUCAUCGAGGAAGAAGGCGGAAUCCCUCUUCUGGUAAAGCUUCUCAGAGAUACAUUCCACCCAGAGGCGCAAAUUGCGGCGCGGCUAGUGCGCUUUAUAUUCUCUCAGAUGACCAAGAGAGAGUGAGGGCUGUUAUGACCGGUAGCGGAAUUCCAGCAAUCGUUCAUCUAUUGAGGGCUUCCCGCAUCGGGGUUCAGACUAAUUUACCGGUUGUCAGAGCCGUCAUUGAUGAGCUAUUGAGUGUGAUCAAAGAAUCAGAGGGUCCUGAGUUGCAGACUCUGGCUGUCAGAUCGAUUGGGUCUCUGGCUAGGAAUUUUCCGGCAGGAGACAUUCGAGUGAUUGAAUCUCUGGUAGCGCAGAUUAGAAACAAGCAUAGCGAAGUGGCUUUGGAAGCUGUUAUCGCGUUGCAGAAGUUCGUCUGUGAAGAUAAUUUUCUUCGAUCGGAGCAUUCGCAAUCGAUAAUCAAGUUAAAUGGUGUGGUGGCUCUGAAGCGAUUGAUUGGGAAGGCGAGUCAGCAGGCGAAAGUCCUGCUCGGCUACCUUUAUGACAGCCAGACUCUCCAACGAUACUUGUGCACUGACAUGGAGGAGAAAAUUGGCAACGCGCGGUGGACGGAUAUGACACCGGGGAAUCCAGCUAACGUCUUCGAAAAUCUUACAAUUUCAAAAGCAUCGUCCAUCGGCUCAAACAUGGAGACAAAAUGGCCCAUGCCCAAAAGCAAGACCAAAUUUCCUAACGACCUUCUUCGCUUUGCCCCAGUAAUUGGCCCUUGCAGUUGCACCUGCUGCGGUCUCCUCUUCAUCCUUGCAGGACUCAACUUCAUCCCUAAUAUCCAAGAACUCUCCUCAUGGUUUAGUUCCUCAUUUGCAACAGGCCCAUACGGAGAGUACAUACUUAAAAUAGUUUGGAGAGGAAUUAGUUUUGAAAUGCUAAUAAGCUGGUAAGACUACGCGCGUUUGUUAAUUAAUUUUUUCUCUCAAA